Ceratina calcarata is the source of this 1412-nucleotide messenger RNA. It is a transcript of the gene Fib, whose product is annotated as rRNA 2'-O-methyltransferase fibrillarin. Gene Ontology annotation, molecular function: rRNA methyltransferase activity; histone H2AQ104 methyltransferase activity; RNA binding. The record is from RefSeq and is a predicted model, not a curated record. Lineage: Eukaryota; Metazoa; Arthropoda; Insecta; Hymenoptera; Apidae. The transcript has 5 exons. Gene Ontology annotation, cellular component: nucleolus; box C/D methylation guide snoRNP complex; small-subunit processome. Bases 129 to 1085 code for a protein of 318 amino acids. Gene Ontology annotation, biological process: box C/D sno(s)RNA 3'-end processing; rRNA methylation.
GUUUUAAACCGGAAGACGUUCGGGUUAAGCCGCCGCUUCCGUAAAGGUUUAGCAUCCAUAAUACACGUGUAUGGAGACCAGGGAGUUGGUAUAAAUUAAAGAAAAUUUAGAUACUUAAGUACAGAAAAAUGGGAAAACCAGGAUUUUCGCCAGGCGGAGGCGGUGGGUUUAGAGGAGGUAGAGAUGGUGGCAGAGGUGGUGGUAGAGGUGGUGGCAGAGGUGGUGGAUUUAGAGGAGGUAGAGGUGGAGGCGGAGGAGGUGGUAGAGGUGGAGGUGCACGAGGAGGAGGCACUCCAAGAGGCCGUGGCGGACGAGGAGGAGGUGGAGGAGGAAGAGGUCGUGGAGGAGGUGGUUUCAAAGGCGGCAAAACAGUUGUUAUCGAGCCACAUCGUCACGAAGGAGUUUUUAUAGCUAGAGGAAAGGAGGAUGCAUUAGUUACCUUAAAUUUAGUACCAGGUUCAGAAGUGUAUGGUGAGAAGAGGAUAAGUGUGGAGGGAGAGAAUGGAGAGAAAGUUGAAUACAGGGUGUGGAAUCCUUUUAGAUCGAAAUUGGCUGCAGCCAUACUUGGAGGUAUCGAUCAAAUUCACAUGCCUCCAGGAAGUAAAGUUUUAUACUUAGGUGCCGCAUCUGGAACUACAGUAUCGCACGUUGCAGAUGUUGUUGGCCCAGAGGGAUUAGUAUAUGCUGUAGAGUUUUCUCACAGAUCUGGUAGAGAUCUUAUAAAUGUUGCUAAGAAACGGACGAAUAUUAUUCCUAUAAUCGAAGAUGCAAGGCAUCCUCACAAGUAUAGAAUGCUUGUUGGCAUGGUGGAUACAGUAUUUGCUGAUGUUGCGCAGCCUGACCAAGCCAGAAUAGUAUCUUUAAAUGCCCAAUAUUUCUUGAAAAAUGGUGGUCACUUUGUCAUCUCUAUUAAGGCAAGUUGUAUAGACUCUACAGCACAACCUGAAGCAGUAUUUGCCUCGGAAGUGAAGAAAUUAAUUGCCGACAAAUUGAAACCGCAGGAGCAAAUCACGUUAGAGCCAUACGAAAGAGAUCACGCUGUCGUAGUCGGAACCUAUAGGCCGCCACCUAAAAAAGCUACCUAAGAUUAUCUUCAUGUAUAUAAGUUUCGUUUAACUAUUAAGCUCAACUCAUAAUUGACCCUGAUUCUUACGAUGUAUGCAAUACGUUUUAAUUGUGUAUGAGAGGAAUGAAACCAGCUUUGUAAUAUAAUGUAAAGUAGGCAAUUAUCGACAGAUGGAUAAUUUGAACGUUUUCUAUAAAGUGCAUUAUUGUGCCUGUACAGUUUACAUGAGAGACGUACAUACACGUACGAUUGUGUGACACUGUAAUGCAAAUUUUAUAUUUUAAAUAUCACAUGUGAUCAUUUCACGUAUACUUUCAUACAAAUAAAAGAUAUUUCAUAAAGUGUA